Molecule: messenger RNA, 3618 nt
Organism: Symbiodinium sp. CCMP2592
Lineage: Eukaryota; Dinophyceae; Suessiales; Symbiodiniaceae
Source: the annotation of a GenBank genome assembly
AUGGUCCUCCUCCUCAUCUUCAUUCAUCCUCUGCAUGUCCUGUCCGCUGUGCCACGCGUGCACUGCCUCCAACGCACUUGGCUCGAGCUUAACAUCUUGGACAAUGGCCAUGUGGUGUACGUGGAGGAAACGCCUGAGAACAAGGAGAAGUUCAUGCACACCUUCCAUGUGAGGCAUCGACUUGUGGAUCCUGGACCGCCCCAGGAGGAGUUGGAAGUUCAGACUCCAUUGAGGCCCAGGAGACGCGUUACGGAAAAGAAGCCCAUGGAACAGGUCGAGCUGCGACACCUUGCUUUGUCCCAGGAGGAGCGGGAUGACUACAUUGCCCGGAAGGCACGCUUUCUGCUUGAUGAUUGGGAUCAAGAGGGAGCAGUUCGUUUGGUGGACGAGCUCGCGGAGGUUGGUUUCUUUGAUGAGUGGAAGUUCGGAGUGUUCCGUCAUGGGGGAUCUGUUGGAUGGUUGCGGGGGCUACGCCAAUAUCCCGAGCUCUCGCAGGUUCUAUCAAGGAUCGUCUUGGAGGUCAAUCCGGAGGCGAACUUCACGGCAAUCUGGGUGGCGAGGAAUGCGGAGCGUGGUUUGCACAAGGACUACAACAACGACGAGAAUGCGGUGAACUACGUCUACCCCAUCCGGAUGCCAAGGCGUGGUGGAGAGUUAUGGGUCGAGCUAUCUCCCGGUGAUCGUGUGGAUGGAGAGAUCAUGGACCGUACGGACAGUCUAGGAAAAAGACGCUAUGGCUACCUCAAGAAGCUACAACAUGGAUCCUGUACGGUUUUCUCUCCACGGCGGGCACAUGAAGUACUACCAUGGACGGGAACAAGAACGGUCCUGAUAGCCUACACACCACAAUGCAUGGGAAGGUUGUCCACUGAGAUGAUCCAAGAGCUCGAGACUAGGGGCUUCCAACCCCCGUUGUCCCAGUACCCGGAGUAUUUCCUGGCCCAGGAUCCUCAACCCAUGGAGGCCAAGGUGGAAGUCCAGUCCCACGACCAGGUGGAGUAUGCGACUGCUGAGGACUUGGAUGGUAGCGACGUGGAAGAACUCUGGGAGAUGUACUUGGACGUUGAUGGUGGCAAGGUGAAGAUUGGGGAUGACGAGACGGAGCAUCGAGAGCAACCACGCCCUCGUUUUAUGAAGGUCGAGGCGGGGUUCACAAAGAAUGUGGAAGCGAUUCUACAAGAGCUCAAGGGGCCCAUCGAGGUGACCUACAACGUCGACCCCAAGGAGGUAGCGGACAACAUGGGCCUGUGGAUGGGAGCAAUUCAGAAGGAGCUUGAUGGUGUGUCUGUAGCGAUCAAGAAGCUUCUCCCCAAUACUGAGGAGAGGGUGAAGUGGAUGCGGCGACCAGGUGCGCAGAAGCUCCCGGCCAAGUUCGUGUACACCGUCAAACCAGCCGAGAACCCAGACUCAGCAGACAAAGCAACGUGGUUCAAAAGAAAAGCGAGGCUAGUGGUCUGUGGAAACUAUGCAUCCCCAGACCAGUCUGAGCUGUACUCUGAAACGGCUCCGUCGGAAGCCGUCAGGGCAGGCCUGGUGAUGUCCCGAAGGCGAAAGUGGAUGAUUGGUUUGAUCGAUGUCGUUGCUGCCUUUCUACGAACCCCGCUGAACCCGGAGGACGGCUCACCGACUAUAAUUGUGACACCACCUCGUCUCCUACUACGACUCAACUUGAUUGUGGAGGACGAAUUGUGGGGCCUCAUUAGGGCCUUAUACGGCCUACGACAGGCACCAGCCCUUUGGUCGUCUCAUCGUGACUAUACCUUGCGUACCAUGGAGUUUCCUCAUGGCCGGCGGUUGUACCGAGGGCGCACGGUCACAGCAUGGUGGGUCUUGAAGGACGAGCGGGGCUCGAUCAAGGCCCUGGUGAUCAUCUACGUGGACGAUAUCCUCUUGCUGGGCGAAGAGGAAACGAUUCGGGAGGUUGCGGAGACUAUUCAGGGCGAGUGGAAAACCUCUGGAUUGGCAUUCCUCCGACCAGGACAUCCUCUACGCUUCCUGGGCAUGGAGUUGGAGAUCAACGACGAGGAAACGGAGCUCUAUGUGAACCAGAGGAGCUAUAUCGAGGAGGUUCUCAGGGCCUACGGCUAUGCGGAGGACGACCGGGACAAGAUCCCGCUCUCCAAGGAGCACGCCUACUUUGAGCGCCUGGAAAGCGACCCAGAGCCCACCACCGAGAUGAUCUCGGCAGCCCAGAAGAUCACGGGUGAGAUCAUGUGGAUUGCCCACAAGACGCGACCAGAUGUUGCAUUCACGUGCUCAUUGAUGGCAUCGAUCACCCUGAAGGCCCCGGACCGGUGCCUGACUAUAGGGUACAAGGUGCUCAGGUAUUUGAAUGCCACCAAGGACGUGAAGAUGAUUAUCAAGAAUGACCACACGGACCUUGUGCUCUACCCGGACGCGGCUUUUGCACCAUCAAGCGAGAAGAGCCAUACAGGAUGGGUGGUUUGCUGGUCGGGAACGCCAAUAGCCUGGAGAAGUGGGCGACAGAGCACAAUUGCCUUGAGUACAGCGGAGAGCGAACUCACCGCCAUCGUGGAUGGGACGAUCGGCAUGAUGGGCCUGGAGGCGCUACUGGCGGAUCUACAAGUUGAACCCACGGCGAAACUGGUGGCGAGCGAUAGUACAAGCGCUUUGGCGAUUGGGGCCGGGACAGGCUCCUGGCGUACGCGCCACUUGAGACUGAAGGCAGCUUGGGUGCAAGACAUGAUAGCCACUGGAGAAGUGCUGACCCGGCAUCAGCCAGGUUUGACGCAGCCCGCGGACCUCCUCACGAAGCCGCUGAGCAGCCAAAGAAUAAAGGCGUUGCUAGGCCUGUGGGGAACAACUUCACAGGAGGAGAGUCCUCCGAAGGGCGAGCGAGCAAUCUCAACGAGUGGAUGCUCGACGCGGAUGAUGGUUGCUAUGGUGUGUUGCUUGUUGAUCCUGACGGUAGAAGCAAGAGAGGCUACCCCUACCAGGCAAGUUGAGCUGGACUGGGAUAUGGCAGCGGUGAUGAUGGGUCUUUUGAUGAUCCUUGGAGGCCUGCUUCUCUAUGAGGGAGUGAAGUGGGGAGCCUUCGAGAUCUACUACAAUUACACCCCAGGAGCCUCCAGCAGACGCUUGAGAAAACUGCAAAAGCUGAGGGAGGCUACGUCGCUGGCAAUCCAAAGGGAGCUCGAGAGGGUGACCCAACCGUCGACUAUGUCAUCGUCACGAUGGGAAGAUGGAGGAGAACGAGAUCAACCUCCGACAAGGCCUACGACGACGAUGUCACCGCCGCGGCAGCGGCGGCCGGUGCGAGAGGUCACACCAGAACCACGACGCAGAACGGAGCCCAUGCGGACCCCACCUACAUAUGACGGACCUACGGAGCCGAUGAGUUCACCGGCACCAUCGGUUGGUUGGAACGAAGUCGAACGAGUUGGUGGAGGUUCAGCUGAUGAUCGACGCGUGUGUGUUGAUGCCGUGAUGCUAAUGCGGCUAGAGGAAAUAAAGGAGGGGUUACGCAUUUGUGGCCUUGCGCAGUCAGGACUGAGCAGCUACAAGGCUUUCAGAGGUCCUAAUCGGACAACUUGGAGGCUCGACUGGACCGACCGCCAGACAGCUACGCUACAUCUUGUGGUUGUGGCGAGAUCGUAA